GUAGACACUCAUAUCCAUGCUGCUGCCUGUAUGAACCAGAAACAUCUGCUACGCUUUAUUAAGAAAUCUUACAAGGUGGAUGCUGACCGAGUGGUCUACAGUACCAAGGAGAAAAAUCUGACUUUAAAGGAACUUUUCACUAAACUAAACAUGCAUCCGUAUGACCUGACGGUUGAUUCGCUGGAUGUUCACGCUGGACGUCAGACCUUCCAGCGUUUUGACAAGUUCAAUGACAAAUACAAUCCUGUAGGGGCCAGUGAACUAAGGGAUCUUUAUCUGAAGACAGACAAUCAUAUUAAUGGAGAAUAUUUUGCUACCAUCAUCAAGGAAGUAGGUACAGACCUGGUGGAUGCCAGGUACCAGCACGCCGAGCCCCGGCUAUCCAUUUAUGGCCGCAGCCCUGAUGAGUGGACCAAGCUCUCCGCCUGGUUUGUCAGCAAUGGCAUCCAUUGUCCCAACAUGACAUGGAUGAUUCAGGUUCCCAGGAUCUAUGAUGUAUUCCGGUCUAAGAAUUUCCUUCCACACUUUGGCAAGAUGCUGGAAAAUAUUUUCCUGCCUGUGUUCGAGGCUACCGUCAACCCCCAGGCUCACCCAGACCUCAGCAUCUUUCUCAAGCGUAUCACUGGCUUCGAUAGUGUUGAUGAUGAAUCCAAACACAGUGGUCAAAUGUUCUCUUCUAAAAGUCCUAAACCCCAGGACUGGACAAUGGAAAGUAACCCAUCCUACACCUACUAUGCCUACUAUAUGUAUGCGAACCUCUUGGUGCUCAACAGCCUGAGGAAGGCACGAGGGAUGAACACAUUUCUGUUUCGUCCUCACUGUGGGGAGGCUGGAGCUAUCACACACCUCAUGACAGCAUUCAUGACAGCGGAUAAUAUCUCUCAUGGUCUAAACUUGCAAAAGACUCCAGUGCUUCAGUAUCUGUUUUUCCUAGCUCAAAUUCCCAUUGCUAUGUCUCCACUAAGUAACAACAGCCUUUUUCUAGAGUAUGCAAAGAACCCAUUUCUUGACUUCCUCCAGAAAGGACUGAUGGUCUCACUCUCCACAGAUGACCCCAUGCAGUUCCAUUUCACUAAG
This is a messenger RNA of Gracilinanus agilis (Agile Gracile Mouse Opossum), 1077 nucleotides long. RefSeq names its product AMP deaminase 1. Gene Ontology annotation, molecular function: AMP deaminase activity. Gene Ontology annotation, biological process: AMP metabolic process; IMP salvage. Gene Ontology annotation, cellular component: cytosol. The record is from RefSeq and is a predicted model, not a curated record. The annotation marks the transcript as partial. The transcript has 7 exons. NCBI's taxonomy places the organism in Eukaryota, Metazoa, Chordata, Mammalia, Didelphimorphia, Didelphidae.